Molecule: messenger RNA, 2437 nt
Organism: Bombina bombina (fire-bellied toad)
Lineage: Eukaryota; Metazoa; Chordata; Amphibia; Anura; Bombinatoridae
Gene: NT5C3B
Product: 5'-nucleotidase, cytosolic IIIB
Exons: 9
Coding region: 287-1162 (291 amino acids)
Cellular component (GO): cytoplasm
Molecular function (GO): 5'-nucleotidase activity; magnesium ion binding
Source: RefSeq, a predicted model, not a curated record
CUAUUCAUAACCCAAGAGCUUUCUGUAGCCAGAGCCUCCUUUGCUGAACGCUCAAGAGUUAAUCUGAAAACCCGGAAACAAUCAACUGCAACCUGGAUGUAGCCAACAGAAGGAGCAUGCGAUGCUGUGAGACCAGGGAAUCGUUACAUUGCAGCAGUGACAUAUAGCAGAACUGCAAUACUGCUUUACAUUAGACGUCAUAGCACAUAUAUUUUACAGCCUAAUUCACGACCACGCCAAGCGGUUUGCCUUUUUUUUUUCUCUUACAAAGCUGAAGAACGCUGCAAUGAUGCCCAUUGCAGAACUGAAUAAGAACACAGUGAGGAUGAAGAACCCAGAAAAGGUUAAAGAAUUGAUCAUGGCGUUACAGAAAGGAGGGGAGAAAAAACUGCAGGUGAUCUCUGACUUUGAUAUGACGCUCAGCAGGUUUCAGUAUAAUGGCGAGAGAUGUCCCACCUGCUAUAAUAUUAUCGACAACAGUAAGAUCAUAAGUGAAGAUUGCAGGAAGAAGUUGAAAGAACUUUUCAACAUCUACUACCCCCUCGAGAUCGAUUCUAAUUUGACCAUCAAGGAGAAGUAUCCACUUAUGGUUGAAUGGUGGAGUAAAGCUCAUGUUCUUCUCUGUGAACAGAAGAUCCAGAAGGAGAAGCUUUCUCAAGUGGUGAAGGAGUCUCAAGCCAAACUGAGGGAGGGAUUUGAGGUAUUCUUUAAUAGUUUAUACCGCAGUGAGAUCCCGCUCUUUAUCUUUUCAGCUGGAAUUGGGGAUGUCUUGGAGGAGAUUAUCCGCCAGGCAGGUGUCUAUCACCAAAACAUAAAAGUGGUUUCCAACUACAUGGACUUUGAUGACAAUGGUCUCCUAACUGGCUUUAAGGGGGAUUUGAUUCACACUUACAAUAAGAAUAACUCUGUAUUACGGGACACUGAGUAUUUCCAGCAGAUUAGUGACCGCAGUCAUAUCCUUCUCCUGGGGGACACACUGGGAGACCUUACAAUGGCUGAUGGAGUCCCCACUGUGGAUAACAUUUUAAGAAUUGGCUUCCUGAAUGACAAGAUUGAGGAACAAGCAGAAGUUUUCCUUCAGUCAUAUGACAUAGUUCUUGUUCAAGAUGAGACACUUGAUGUGGUUAAUGGGAUUCUCCAAUAUAUUACUCCUAGGAACUGAUCUCCAUUUACAACACCAUAACCGACAGAACCUCUGCUGUUUAGAGUUUAUGUGGAGUGGCGUUUCAGAGGAUCAUUUCCCUGUGAUAUGGAGACAAGAGUCUUGCCACUAUCAAAGUUGUAAAAUGCAUCUUCAGUUUUAAAUUAAAGGCUUAAACAUCCUUAAUGAACAUAAAUGUUGGGGGGAAAAACUCAAAACAGUGUUGUUAAAGAAUAUACCUAUCAUAAAUGUAUAAAGAGCAUGUGAUUUCAAAAACAACGGUAGUUUAGGAAUUAAUGCUGUGUGUACAGUCACCUAGUGAUUAUGCAUUUGGGUGAAAGGUUGACUUUACCCUUUGUGAUGUUUUAUUGUAUCCAUCAUCCAUCUACCGUUGUUGAGAAUUUCUGACUGAGAUCCAAAUUUAUCGAAAUUUUUAAAUAUCUGGAAUCAGGUUUCUAAGUAGCCAGUUGAUAGUUGUAAAAUGAUUUCCUCAUUAGUAAGUAUAUAGAAAGUUAUCUGGAGUGUAAAUCACUUAAUUUUCCUAAUGUUCGAUUCUAACCUUUUUCUGCACCGUGUCUCUGCUGGAUUUAGUUUCGGCCUUAUCAGGUAAGGUUUCUAGGCAGGGUUAAGCCAUAUACUUUUAUAAGGUGCAUUUUUCUAUAUUUAUGUGUUUCUUUACAAUAUGUUUUCGUAGCAGCAACUUUUAAAUAGCAAAAAUGUUUUUCUUAUAAUAUUUUGUUGUGAGCCUUCUUCUGGCCAUCUAUUAUAAGCCAGCAAAGGAGUUAAACACAUCCAUUGUAACCCACACUGCAAAACCUGAGCAGGACAUGGAUAAUGAAUAGCCACAGCUAUUGGCCUACUGGUUGUGUCCUUAGGAGUGCCAUUGCAUUUCUGAGCAGGAUUUUUGCUAUUUGUGGGCAUAAACACAUAAUAAGAACAUUUUGUUAGAGUAUUCUAUUUUUGCAUUAACACGUCCCUUUAAAUAAUUGUAGGAACUGUCAAAGUAAAUCAUUUAACUAAAAUAAGUUCUAUCAAUCAGUAAUAAGGAAAAAAAUCUUUUUGAAAUUUAAAAUUUAUAUAAGGGAACUAAUAAUAUAAAUCUUAAGCAAUUAUAUAGACAAAAUGUCACUACUGAGAUUUUGUUUUUAUUUUCUAGGAAUCAUUUAUUUACGUGGUUGCUUACAGCAUUACUUCCCUUAUACCUAAACCAAAUCCUUAUUUUUAUUUUUUUUUAAUUUAAAUUUUAAUGUAUUUCCUUUUGAAAUUUCCUAUAAUUAAUAAAAACAAAUGAGCAAU